AUGACAAAGUCAUUUGUGGAAGUGGUUGGGAGAGGCGGAUUUGGAAUUGUUUAUAAAGGAACCCUGUCUGAUGGCCAUAUGGUUGCAGUGAAGGUCUUGAAAGAUUCAAAGGGUAAUGGUGAAGACUUCACCAAUGAAGUUGCCAGCAUGAGCCAAACCUCUCAUCUCAACAUUGUUUCCUUGCUUGGAUUCUGCUCUGAAGGUUCCAAAAGAGCAAUUAUAUAUGAAUUUUUGGAAAAUGGGUCACUUGAUAAGUUCUUAUCAGGGAAGACCACAGUGAAACUGGAUUGGAUGGCAGUGUAUGGAAUUGCACUAGGAGUUGCUCGUGGUCUAGAGUACUUGCACCAUGGCUGCAAAAGAAGAAUUGUUCACUUCGACAUAAAACCACAUAAUGUACUCUUAGAUGAAACAUUUUGCCCCAAGGUUUCGGACUUUGGCCUUGCUAAGCUUUGUGCGAAGAAAGAGAGCGCCUUGUCAUUGAUGGACACAAGACAAGAGGUACAGUAG
Molecule: messenger RNA, 507 nt
Organism: Microthlaspi erraticum
Lineage: Eukaryota; Viridiplantae; Streptophyta; Magnoliopsida; Brassicales; Brassicaceae
Source: the annotation of a GenBank genome assembly